Molecule: messenger RNA, 953 nt
Organism: Aspergillus glaucus CBS 516.65
Lineage: Eukaryota; Fungi; Ascomycota; Eurotiomycetes; Eurotiales; Aspergillaceae
Exons: 3
Coding region: 173-862 (229 amino acids)
Source: RefSeq, a predicted model, not a curated record
GAAGACAAUAAUGGUCCGAAAACCCUCAUCCCUGAUUGAUCGUGUCGGCGAUGCUCGUCUAGAAUGCGCUUAACAAUCGUGAUGAACUCAGAACUGCCGACCGGUAAAUGGACCUGUCGGCCGAUGACAGUCUCGAGAAUGCGAACAGACCGUGAAGCAAACAAACUAGCUAAUGCCACCCUGCAAGGGGAAUCAAGAUCUUUCACAGCAAGGGCGAGCCGAUCAAGAGUGUCAUUGUCCAUAUAUUCAGACAGUUCCUCGGUCCUGUUUCUAUCCGGGCUGGAUAUCUAUCAGUCUCAAUAUGUAUUUCUCUGCACUUAUCCUUCUUUUGGUCUCGUCGUUGAGCGUCACGGCUGCGCUACCGGUUCCCGGGACCGUCAGAAAUGAUGAGAAUGAUCAUUCCGUGAAUACCCCUUCCGGAUGGGGAUUCUUCUCCAAAACUAGCAUCUGGGCGAUGUCUCAUGAUGGCUCUCGUGGUCCUCUCGAUCAUAACCCCGAACCAGGACACCUAGAAACCAUCAACAUCCCACCGGCAAUCGACAACCCAUGCCAUCAUAAAGGCCCUCUACAAUGUCCUCCACUGACCCCGAACCCAGUGGCGAGCAUCCCACAUUGCAGCAACUGCGCCAAACAAUCCAACCGAUUUCCCGCCAGCCAAGGCACGUUCGAUUCGCUAUGGAACGUCGAGAGGAUUCUGACGCCGGUGGGAAUACUGGCUGUAAUGGUAUGGCUGGGCUUUGUGGCGUUUGGUAUUGUUGCUGCUGUGGAUUAUGCGUGGGUGCGGUGGGGGAGAGGAUAUAAUGGUUAUCCAGGCGUUGAUGUUGAAGUUGGGGAUGAUGAGGAGAAAGCAGAAACUAAUUGAGUUGUCCUAUAGUACAAAAUAUGAAAGGAUUUUUUAUUCACUUGAUGUCAUGUGAUCGUCAACGACUUAUCUACUUGAAAUACAGCUGUUU